Torulaspora delbrueckii is the source of this 396-nucleotide messenger RNA. RefSeq names its product mitochondrial 54S ribosomal protein mL61 (gene MRP49). NCBI's taxonomy places the organism in Eukaryota, Fungi, Ascomycota, Saccharomycetes, Saccharomycetales, Saccharomycetaceae. Gene Ontology annotation, molecular function: structural constituent of ribosome. The record is from RefSeq and is a predicted model, not a curated record. The transcript has a single exon. The coding region runs from base 1 to 396 and encodes 131 amino acids. Gene Ontology annotation, cellular component: mitochondrion.
AUGUCCAGUGUAGCGAAGCAAUUGAAGUAUUUGAAUAGAAUAAGCUUCACAACAAAGGAGGCCCAAAUAUUGAUUAACCCUUCAAAAUAUGCGGGGAUCAAGCUAACUUUCCAAGCACAAAACCACAAUGGACAUAUGGGAGCUAGAAAGUUCUGGCGUCAAUACCUGCCUACUUUACAAUUCUACAAUCCAGGUUUGAAGAUCGACGUUGUGAGGAUCGACAAUAAAGAUACGAAAAGAGCCGGAGUUCCAUGUAUUUUGGAGAUAGUUUCUAAAGAAGAUAAGGUCCUUGAUCAAAUUGAUAUGAAAAACAAGAAAGAUGAUACAAUUAUGAAUGACCUGCUGCAAAGGCUAGAUUUCGAGCCCAUCCCAGAAGAAUCGCUAAUAAAAGUCUAA